Messenger RNA from Hydractinia symbiolongicarpus, 1700 nucleotides. Its product is annotated as ribonuclease H2 subunit B-like. Gene Ontology annotation, cellular component: ribonuclease H2 complex; nucleoplasm. The coding region runs from base 354 to 1283 and encodes 309 amino acids. Gene Ontology annotation, biological process: ribonucleotide metabolic process; RNA catabolic process. The transcript is spliced from 10 exons. Lineage: Eukaryota; Metazoa; Cnidaria; Hydrozoa; Anthoathecata; Hydractiniidae. The record is from RefSeq and is a predicted model, not a curated record.
UCUUUCUAAGCAAAAAAAAAUUGUUUCUUAUUUCACAUAAAAAGUCAACAACAUAAUAUUUGGCACUUUCUUCCACAGUUCCUUUAUGAUUUAUUUUAAAUUUUGUUAUCCAUUUUAUCUCAGCAAUCACAGUGUAUUUGUAGCUAUGAAAAGGGUAUAUUUGUGUAUCUUAUUGUAUUUUGCAUUUUGACUGACUACCUAUUGCUUAAAAGUAGCAAUGAGAAAAAGAAAAUAUAUUGUAUCAUAAACCAAGGAAGAAAGAAAAAAAAUCCAUCCACCCAGGACCAUACAGCUAUUUAAAAAGCUAUUUGUUGAUAUUUUCCAAAGAUACGAUACUUCUUAUUUUAGUACAAAUGCCAACAUUACGAUCUCAAAUAAAUAAAUUACCAACUACAAACAUGCAAACGGCAACAAAAGAGAAAAAACAAUGGAUUAUGAUUGGAUCUAAUGAUAUGCUGAUGGAUGACAAUCACGAAAAAUCAUUUCAUAAGAUACCACAUCCACAUAAUGGUGUUCCAAGUUUGUUUCUGUUUUAUGAGAAAAAAGUUUAUGAAUUAAUGAAGUUCAAAGAAGAAUAUAGAUCUUGGUUUAUUGACGAUUCAGUGCAAAAAGAUGGAGCAUUGCACAUAGUCACACCUGUUGAUCCUCUAUUUUUGGUUCUGCCAUAUUUUGAAAAAGCUGCAGAAAAGGAUCAAUACACAACUUUAGAUAACAUAUUACAUGACGACAACCACAAUAUUGGUCUUGCUAAAUUGGAACAUUGUGUUGAUAAAGAGAUGUUGCAGAAUAUUUGUACGUGCAAGGGUGAUGAUGACUUUACAGCAUAUAAGUUGAACGAAGACAAAAUAUUAGAGUGGCUGUCCAAAAAGGUUCAUAAGUUGUCACUACAUCUUCAAAAGUCAAGCAUCAAUGUAUGUCCAGGUGCACAGUUAUCAAGUUUUGUUAAAUCAUCAACAGGAAAGAAAAGUGAAGAUGAUUGUUUGAGGUAUGCAUGGACAACCAUUUCGGAUUACAUCACGUCUAGUUGGUCUGAGAAAUUGAAAGAUAAGCUGAGUAUAAAAGAUGCAAUAAAGUUAGUUAAAGAGGAUGAUGGUACGCCGCCAGCGAAGAAACAAAAGUUAAACAGCAAUACUGAAUGUUUGGAGGAUUAUCGAGAUCAUUCUGGUAAAAAGACCAAGAAAUCUGCUACAAAAUUGACGUCACAGCAGAAGUCGCUGUUAAAAGUCAACAAAAAAGGAAUGAAAUCCAUGACAAGCUUUUUUAAAAGCACUCCAAAAAAAUGACGAUUGUUUUUAAAUGUACGCCGUGUGAUUGACACGAAACUUAACGAAGCCUGUUCUUCGGGUGUUGCUUAGAAAAAUGCCAUCUUCAUGUGGUCGUAAUGCCGAGAAAUCAUAUGGAAUGUUCCCUGUUUUACGUUAUGAAAACAAUUUUAUCCUGUAUACAAAAAAAUGAAUCUUUAAUUCCAAGAUUGUAAAUAUAUGUAAAAAGUGUAACUUUUUUGCGUAAAGAUAAAGAUCUAGCUUUUCGGACAAAAGGACACUCGUUCCAGUCUCCUAACUGGUAAAUGGUAAAGGAGAACUAAAGGUUGUUAACAAAUUGUGCUCGAAAUGUUCAUUAUAUGAACUGUGUAAAUGUUUUUAUAUUUGUGAGCUUUGGUUCUCGAGAAAUUAAGGUCGAAGCGGUUAAAUUUCUAACGU